AUGAGUUUAGUGGAGGUCAAAAAUAUGGCAAGAGUUACGAGAGUCUUGAAGAGAAGUUGCAUGGGUGGGUUUGAGAUCUUCAAGGAUAGUAGUAACUACUUACUUGGGUUGAAUGAGUAUGAGGAUUUGAGCCAUGAGGAAUUCAAAAUUAUGUAUUUAGGACUAAAGGUUGAGUUUCCUAAGAGGAGGGGGUCCCCUGAAGAAUUCACUUACAGGGAAGUCGUGGAUUUGCCCAAAUCUGUAGACUGGAGAAGAAAGAAAGUUGCUGUCACUCCUGUUAAAAACCAAGGCUCCUGUGGUAGAUGUUGGGCAUUCUCAACAGUAGCAGCAGUUGAAGGCGGCAACCCUUAUUCGAUAGGCGUUGUGGAACUGAGCUGGAUCACCGAGUGGCUGCUGUUGGAUAUGGAUCAAAGGGGGGUUCGGACUACGUCAUUGUGA
Molecule: messenger RNA, 438 nt
Organism: Ilex paraguariensis (yerba mate)
Lineage: Eukaryota; Viridiplantae; Streptophyta; Magnoliopsida; Aquifoliales; Aquifoliaceae
Source: the annotation of a GenBank genome assembly